GAUAUUUAAUUAAAAGCUACAGAUGAAAAGAUCAGCUUUUCCUUGUCCUCUUCUGAUCCCCAGCAUUAGACAUCUAAAAGUAACAAAGGAAACAACCUUAGGACUUUGCCCCAAAUACCGUAAACACCUGAUUGCACAAGCAGCAAGGACAACACUUCCAGCGAGUACAAUAGACUCUGCUGCCUUGUCACAAGUGCGACCGACGAGCGCUCCACAGCUUAAAUCCCCCGAAAUAUUGCAAGAGCACAAAGGCCGCGCACUUGUGCAGUCGGCUUCCCAGAGGCAUAGCGUGAACUGUGCUUGUGACGCAACAUUCAAGGGACAUGUGACUAGGACGUCACAGAGGGAAGCGACCCCAAGGAAAUAAGGCUCAACAUGAGCUAUUUUGGACUCAAGGUGGGUUUGAGAAAAUUACGGGACGCGGUGAAGAUCCUUCAGAUGGUUGAGCCUCGAUGGGGUCAGAGCCCCUUAUCAAUAACCUGUAGAUUUAUGAGUCAAGCAAAGGACCCGCCACUCACUGCAGAAAGGUAUGGAGUAUCCCGUCUGCCUUUUUCAGAGAUCUCAGAUGAAGAUAUCCGGCACUUUAAGAAAAUAAUCCCUGGUAGAGUUGUCACUCAUGAAGGCGACUUGAAAGCUUAUAACAUUGACUGGUUACGAACAGUGAGAGGACGUAGCAAAGUACUUUUAAAACCUCGGACUACAGAAGAGGUGUCCCAGAUCCUGAAGUAUUGUAAUCAAAGGGACCUGGCUGUAACCCCUCAGGGAGGAAACACAAGUCUAGUCGGAGGCAGUAUCCCUGUGUUUGAUGAGAUCCUCAUCUCCACUGCUCUCAUGGACCAGGUGAUCAGUUUUGAUGACGUUUCGGGUGCCUUGGUGUGCCAGGCAGGCUGCAUUUUAGAGUCGCUAAACCAGUAUCUGGGAGAACGGGGUUAUACCAUGCCACUAGAUCUAGGAGCAAAGGGAAGCUGUCACAUAGGGGGCAACCUGGCUACGAAUGCUGGUGGCCUCAGACUUCUGCGAUAUGGAUCCCUACGAGGGACAGUCUUAGGACUUGAAGCCGUUCUUCCCGAUGGAUCUAUUCUGGAAUGUCUCAACUCCUUGCGCAAAGAUAACACAGGCUACGAUCUGAAGCAGCUGUUCAUUGGAUCAGAGGGAACUCUAGGCCUCAUCACUGCUUUAUCCAUUCUGUGCCCUCGCAAACCCAGUGCAGUAAAUGUGGCCUUUUUAGGAUGUGAACAUUUCAGCAGAGUUUUGCAGGUGUUCACACUGUGCAGAGAUCACCUGGGAGAGAUUCUGUCGGCCUGUGAGUUCAUGGACUCGGAGUCUAUGAGGAUGGUGAAAACACAUCUGAAACUUACCAAUCCUUUACCAGACAAUGCGUUCUACGUCUUGGUAGAAACCUCUGGCUCCUGUGGAAAGCACGAUGAAGAGAAGCUCAAUAUAUUUCUGGAGAAGGCAAUGGAGUCAGGACUUGUGACAUCUGGGACAGUAGCUACAGACCAGGCUAAAAUACUGUCCCUCUGGGCCCUCCGGGAACGUAUCACAGAGGCUCUAGCCUAUGAUGGUUAUGUCUACAAAUAUGACUUGUCAAUGCCUGUGGAGAAACUGUACACACUCGUAGAAGAAACAAGGGCUCGUUUAGGUUCGGCUGCUCAAUGUGUGGUUGGUUAUGGACAUUUAGGUGAUGGAAACUUGCAUUUAAACAUCACAGCAAAGUCGUACAGUGACGCCUUAGCGUCAGCCCUGGAGCCUUUUGUGUAUGAAUGGACAUCUCAACACAGCGGCAGUAUAAGUGCUGAACAUGGUCUGGGAUUCAAAAAGAGGGACCACAUUUAUUACAGCAAGUCCAGGGGAGCAGUGAGCAUUAUGCAGAAUCUUAAACAUAUGCUGGAUCCAAAAGGCAUCAUGAACCCAUACAAGACUAUCCCUCCAGCUGAGCGAACCCCUGGCAUAUAAAAUGUUAACAGAACUUGUUAGCGCCUAGAAUUAAAUUUCCUAGUCCUUUCUGAGUAAUGUCACAUUUUUAUAAUGUAUAAAAUUAUUGUAUACAACAUGUAUAGUGAAAUAAAUAAUUAAUUUAGCAAUUUA
Bufo bufo (common toad) is the source of this 2088-nucleotide messenger RNA. RefSeq names its product D-2-hydroxyglutarate dehydrogenase (gene D2HGDH). The transcript has 10 exons. Gene Ontology annotation, molecular function: FAD binding; catalytic activity. Gene Ontology annotation, cellular component: mitochondrion. Lineage: Eukaryota; Metazoa; Chordata; Amphibia; Anura; Bufonidae. Bases 376 to 1956 code for a protein of 526 amino acids. The record is from RefSeq and is a predicted model, not a curated record.